AUGGCGCUGGAAAUCGGCGGCGACGCCAAGAGGCCGCGGCCGCCGCCGGCGGCGGUCCGCCAUCCCUCGUCCCUCUCCCGCGCCUGGCCCGGCCUCUGGGCGCGCCGCUGGGAGGACGACGGGAGCCCCUCCUCCUCCCUCCACCACCACCUCCGCCCCUACUCCACCCCUUGUUGCAACAAGCUCCUCGACAUCCUCGAGCUGCGCCAGUCCCAGGGCCGGCGGGGGCGAAUCGACCGCUACUCCCUCGUCGUCGACACCCUCUCGAUCCGCCCCCACGGGCUCGGCCGCUACCUGGCCGCCGCCGCCCGCUGCGGCGUCGAGGAUCUCCGCGUCGAGCUGCGGAGGGCGACUCCGGACACGCCACUCCUCUUCCCCUUCCCGGCGGCGGCCGGCCCCGCCCUCGCGCGCCUCUCGCUGCGUGGCAUCGGGCUCUCCGGCCUGCACAGCAGGGCCGCCCGGCCGUGCGCUGCCUUGGAGGCCGUCCUCCUCCACUCCGUCCGCCUCGACUUCCAGGAAUUGGCGAGGAUGCUGGCGCUGUGCCCUCGUCUCCGCGUCCUCGGCCUGCGCUCCUGCACGGGCAUCAGUCGUGUCGCCGUGACGCCGGCGAUGGGGCUCUCCAGCCUCAGGACCGUCACCAUCAUAGACUGCAGCUCCCUCAUUGGUGUGGACUUCGCGCUGGUUUCUAGCCUCCGGUCGUUCCGCUACAGCGGCGGUUUCUGCUUCUAUCUGCCCGGCGAUGCCAUGUUCGCCGACCUCGACAUCCGUUUCGGCAUCAAGAAAAGCCGCAAUGUCCUCAUCUGCCAGAAGGUGUUCAGUGGCUGGUUCGAAACCCGUGUUUGCUCGAAACUUGCUACCCUCACCAUCUGCAGCAAUGUCCUCUUUGUUGUGUCUUCCUUGCUUAAUGCAACCUCACAUGCCGAAUCGACCAAGAUGGUGGGCGACUUAUUUCCAAGAAUGACGGAACUACAGUUGAUUAUGUUAGAAAUGAAGGCCCCUGAGCUUGCAAACAUCUAUGUGUUCCUCAAGAACAGCGGCUGUUCUAAUCUGGAGAGGCUUUUUGUGCAGCUCCCUACUGCACCGAGCGGGCUCUUGGUGGAUUCGUUUGACUAUGUGGGGUUAGAGCCACCACCGGAUGUUUUGGAAAACCUCAAGGUGGUAAAGAUUACGAAUUUCAGUUGGAACCGCUAUGAGCUGCAGCUGGUGCUUUUUUUGUUGAGGAAGGCUAGCUCUCUUCAUAAACUGGUACUGAUUACUCCCAGUUUGGAGCCGUUGCAUGUGCCCGGUAUCCAGAAGGCAGACCUUUUGUUUCUUGCAGAAGCUGUGGCGAAUGGAAAAGUAAUUCUCAGUGGGUCUGACGAUGCGGCAACCCAGCCAUUUCAUUCAGAUGUCUCUGCCGACUUUUAG
This is a messenger RNA of Triticum dicoccoides, 1407 nucleotides long. RefSeq lists its product as uncharacterized. The coding region runs from base 1 to 1407 and encodes 468 amino acids. NCBI's taxonomy places the organism in Eukaryota, Viridiplantae, Streptophyta, Magnoliopsida, Poales, Poaceae. The transcript is spliced from 5 exons. The record is from RefSeq and is a predicted model, not a curated record.